Molecule: messenger RNA, 2127 nt
Organism: Schistosoma turkestanicum
Lineage: Eukaryota; Metazoa; Platyhelminthes; Trematoda; Strigeidida; Schistosomatidae
Source: the annotation of a GenBank genome assembly
AUGAGUUCGCACAAAACGAGUUUUCGUGAAGGUGUGAGUAAAUUAAUACCUAAUGCCACUAUUAAUCAAAAUAUCGAUCCUUCAGUAUUGGCUCUGGCUGAAGCUUCGCGAAUGGAGUCUAUUUCAUCUGCUAUGUCAACCAGUAUUAGAAGCGAAGAUCUAUGCCUAAAUCCUACAAAUCUAAUUGAGAUUAACAAUACCGACGAAGAAUCGUUAUCAGUCUCAGAUACUGUCUGUUGUGAAGGUACAACAACUGAAGUUACACUCGAUUCAUGUGACAAUAAGAAAAAUCUGAUCGGAAAAGAAAAUUCAAUAACACCAUCUUCAUAUGAAGGUGAACAGCAUAAAACAAUAGUCUUAAUUGAAGAUAAUAAGAAAAAUAUACUAGAAAAAAGUGGAAAUGAUGAUAUUGUUGAUGAUUCUAUUGAACAGUUACGUGCCUUUGGUAUUACGAUAUGUAGCAAUUUAUUACACUUUAUGCCUCUAUCAGCUGAACCGCUAAUUCAACGUACAUUAAAAACACUUACUGGUCAACCGAAUUGUCUAAAUCCUAAUGCAUUCACUGAAAUUGAAACUUAUAUUAUUAACAUUCUAGCAGGUCCCAGUUGUUUUGGUGCAUUUAAACGUAGUAGUCAAUACAUUCAUCUUUUGGCUGAAUUAGAUUUACUUAAGGAACCAUUAGAACAACCUUCAUCGUCUAGUUAUAUGUCUAUCUCUUCAAUUUCAAACGAAACAGUAUCUCAAGUCCAACCUAAGCCAUUAUCUGAAACUGAAAAGAUUAAUACUUCCAAUGAUUCUACUCUUCAUAACGUUUCUUUCCAAUCUGAAAUGUCGAUUUCUUCAAAUUCUGUUGAUGAAUGUACAGAAAAUCAUUGUUUCAAAGAAGCCCAACAACAACCAAAAUUUAUUUCAACAACAAAUCAUAACGAACGUGGAGCUUUUGAUGAUGCUUACGCAGCUGUCAUAAAUCGAACAGAAAUAAUGCAUGACUCUUAUGUAAUUUAUACUGUAAAAGUUACACGUACUUCACCUUCCACUGGACAGUCUCAAUCUUGGAAUACUCUCCGUCGUUUCAGACAUUUCGUUGAACUACACUCGUUUCUUACAAAUAGAUGUGGUCGUAUCGCUGAACUCAAAUUACCAUCAAAAAUAGCAUUUAAUAAUAUGAGUCCUGAAUUUUUAGCGCAACGUCGACGUGGACUUAAUUCCUAUUUGAAUACAUUGUGUAGCACUGAAUUCCAGAAUAAUCACCCAGGUAGUCGACUUUUGUGUAUUCAAUUCCUGCAACCUGACAGCUGGGAAAAAGGUCAUGUUGAAGCACGUAUAGUUUCUGCAAUUUUAACACCUUUUCGUACAGUUAGCAACGCUGUAAUGUCUGUUCCCGAUACAUUAGCUGAUGGUUUAAAUAAAAUUUUUGCUAAUAAAAAUCUUUCAACAUCCAGUUCACCCAACAUUUCUCGUAAUGAUGAGUUGAUGAAAAAAUCAAGUGACUUUGAAUUGCAAGAAGCAUUGGAUAUGCCGUUAGAAUCAUCGAAGAAUUCGGAUUCAUACGAUUAUAAUGCUCGAGAUGAAACACCAAUUCAAAUUUUAUUUUCAUUAGUCGACGAAAUCUUCGAUUUACAAAGAGAAAGUCAAUUUACCAGGCAAGGGAAUUUCGCUAUUUUGCGUAAAAUAUUUCAAACAUUCUUCGGUAUUAGAGUUAAUAAAAUGAUCAUUUCUAAAGCUUGUGCAUGGACAAGUGCACCAAAGAUCACUCAAUUAGUCAUUUAUUUGCGUGAUUAUUUCUGGCCUCCCAAAAAGCAUUCAUCAAAUACUACAAGUUUAACUGAACGUGACAAAGAGAUGAAAUUACGUACUCGUGUUUUGUGUAGAACUGUACUAUUAGGCAGUGUUUCUGAAGAACUCGCGCAAUUUCUCGGAAAUGAAACAACUCGUCGUGGUGUAUCUUGUGUAUUUAGUUUGCUUCAAGAAGAACGUUUUAAUCGUAGAUUUGUACAUACUAUCUUAGAAGCAUUUCUUUGUCAAUUAUUUCGACCAUAUCAUUCACAUUGGGAAGCUAUUUAUGAAAAAGAUUUAUGCCCCUUAAAAUGUGGACGAGUUUGUCGUUCACAUAAAUUAUGUGUUUAA